Messenger RNA from Nerophis ophidion (straightnose pipefish), 2676 nucleotides. Its product is annotated as potassium/sodium hyperpolarization-activated cyclic nucleotide-gated channel 2-like. Gene Ontology annotation, cellular component: membrane. NCBI's taxonomy places the organism in Eukaryota, Metazoa, Chordata, Actinopteri, Syngnathiformes, Syngnathidae. Gene Ontology annotation, biological process: potassium ion transport; transmembrane transport. Gene Ontology annotation, molecular function: voltage-gated potassium channel activity. The transcript is spliced from 6 exons. Bases 220 to 1803 code for a protein of 527 amino acids. The record is from RefSeq and is a predicted model, not a curated record.
GGGGAAGGGGGAGGAGGGAGUGAGUGGACGCAUUUAUUGCAGCAAGCCGAUUAUUGAAGGCUACUUGAUGAGCCUCAAUGGCAGUUGGUCCGCUCACGUUGAAGCAGGAGGAGGAUGAAACUGCACACACUUUUUUUCUUUUCAUUUUGAUGACUUGUGUUGACUUUCUACUCUUUCAGUGACGUAAGAAUGAAAGUUUGAAGUUGCACCUGAAAGAAAAUGACUAGCCCUUGCAGGAGCCUAGGUGACCCCAAAGGCAUCAACGACAGUCCCUGUCACAAACCCGAGCCUCCUCGGUACCGCAGCUGGGGAAGCCUCCGCUUCUCGCGCUGGAGAAGCGGCUCCCAGAAGGCCAGCUGUCCCGGGACGCCCUCCCCGAAGACGGACAAGAAGAGCGACGUGAGCAGGACGCUCUUCUCGCUGGUCAAGACGCACAACGACGACUACACGGCAGACCCCAGCGGCCUGCUGGACGUCAACGGUGAAGACGACGAUGGUUGUGAUGACCAUGCGAUCCUGGACCAGUCCACCUAUUUCCAGAAACAGUUUGGCUCCAUGCUGCAGCCCGGCGUCAACAAGUUCUCGCUGCGAAUCUUUGGAAGCCAAAAGGGUGUCGCUGCAGAACAGGCCAGGGUCAAAUCCUUUGGAGUAUGGAUCAUUCACCCUUACAGUGACUUCAGGUUCUACUGGGACCUUGUGAUGCUCCUGCUAAUGAUGAGCAAUCUGGUGCUGCUGCCGUGGGGCAUCACCUUCUUCGAGGACCAGAACACCAUCCCGUGGGUCACUUUCAACGUCCUCUCCGACACAUUCUUCCUCCUGGACCUUAUCUUCAACUUCCGCACGGGCAUCCUGGGCGAGGACAGCCACAUCGUGCUGGACCCCAAGCAGAUCCGCGUGCACUACCUGCGCUCCUGGUUCCUGGUAGACUUCGUCUCGUCCAUCCCCGUGGAUUACAUCUUCCUGGUGGUGGACUUGGAGUCGCUGCAUGACUCGUCUGACAUGUACCGCACCGCCCGCGCCCUUCGCAUCGUGCGCUUCACCAAAAUCCUCAGCUUGCUGCGACUCCUCCGCCUGUCUCGCCUCAUUCGCUACAUCCACCAGUGGGAGGAGAUGUUCAACAUGACCUAUGACCUGGCCAGUGCAGUGGUGCGAAUCGUUAACUUGAUCGGCAUGAUGCUUCUGCUUUGCCACUGGGACGGCUGCUUGACAUUCAUGGUGCCCAUGCUGCAAGACUUCCCACCCGACUGCUGGGUGUCUAAAAAUAACAUGGUGAACGCCACUUGGCACAUCCAGUACUCUUAUGCCCUCUUCAUGGCGAUGAGUCACAUGCUGUGCAUCGGGUACGGCGCCUACCCACCGGAGGGCAUGAGCGACGUCUGGCUGACUAUGAUGAGCAUGGUGGUGGGGGCCACCUGCUACGCCAUGUUCCUGGGCCACGCUGCCAACCUGGUGCAGUCUUUAGACGCUUCGCAUCGCCAAUACCAAGAGAAGUACAAGCAAGUGGAGCAGUACAUGUCGUUCCAUAAGCUGCCAGCAGAUGUCAGGCAGAAGAUUCAUGACUACUAUGAGCAGCGAUUCCAAGGCAAGAUGUUCGACGAAGACAGCAUCUUGGGAGAGCUCAGUGAUCCGCUAAAAGAGGGGUGGCACUUUCGUGACCUCUGUGGUGCUUUUUUUGUGGACUUUUGGAUCUGCCUCCCGGGAGCCUUUUGGCCAUGGAGACCAGCUGCUGGAUGUCUGCCACACCGGAGUCGGUUUGGAGGGACUGGAGGAGAUGCGGAUGAGGGGAUAGGGCUGCAGAGCUAGCACUGAGCGCUGGGACGGAGAGGCUUCGCGGUGUCUUGGCUGGGUGAGCAGUUGUCGGACACCUCAGUCUCCUUGGACGUAUCAUCGCUCAUCCAUGCGGACUGGACACUGGCCAAGAGUGGAGUCGGUUGUCUUGGUUGCUUUGUUGGGUCUGCUCCUGUCUCUGGCCAUGCUCCCUCCUCCCCAGCAGACGAUUGCGUGGAACUCUGCAGAGGCCGCCAGUGUAUAUGUUUCUUUUAGUUUUCAUUCAUAGCUGUAUGUAGAAGUGUCUGGUUGUAUCUGCUGCUUUAAUGUCUUUAAUGUCCUCUGUGUUCUUUGAUGUUUGAUGUUUCCCUCUUACAGACAUGUAAGAGGGAUGUGUACUAUGGCUAUGAGUUGUUUUUUCUCCUUGGCCUCAGUCUGCACCCCCUCUCCAGGGCCCAGGCUAAGACCGAUUUUUUUAUUUUAUUUUAAUCUUCUAAUAUUUUCUCCGAUUCCCCCCCCCCCUUUGUUUACCUGUAUAUCAUCUUUUUUGUAAGGGCCGCUGGAAGUCGGCAGACCCGUCAGCGAUCCUGUUCUGUCUCCCUGUAAUAUUUGUUUGAUCUUGAAUGGGAUUGUGCUGAAAAUUGUAAUUUUCCUGACGGAAUAAAUAAAGUACUAUCUAAUCUAAUCCAUCUAAUAUUGCAUAUGUUGUGUGUUUGCAAUAAAAACAAUGUUUUUGUUACAAAACUGGCACAAAACAACCAAAAACACGUGAAAAUAAUAUCUUAUAAUCGACAGAUCAAGCUGAAGUUGAUCUUAUAAUUAAAGCGUUCAAAGUAAAAAAAAAAAAAAGAAAGGAUGACUUCAGUGAGGGGGGGCCCUUUUGAAUACCCAAUAAUUUUACACUGUCAU